Messenger RNA from Phyllotreta striolata, 2083 nucleotides. NCBI's taxonomy places the organism in Eukaryota, Metazoa, Arthropoda, Insecta, Coleoptera, Chrysomelidae. The record is from the annotation of a GenBank genome assembly.
AGUGCUGGAAUCGCUUUUGAUCGGGUGACAUUGUUGCGUUCUCGUCGAUAUAAAAUGGACGUUUUGUGAGCGGAAAACUGCUGGGAAAUCUAGUGUGAAAAGCGCAAAAGGGAAAUGGAUAGCAAAAGCAUCGUUUAUUACGCGGCGAGAGAUGGAAAUUUGGGCAAAUUGAAGAGUUAUUUGCAGUGCAACAAAGGCAAAUACGAGGUGUCCAUGUUGGUGGGGGCCAAAACGAGGGGCGCCACCCCUCUGGUGAUAGCCUGUCGAAAUGGCCAUUACGAUGUGGCUGAAUACCUGAUUGAAAAGUGUCAGGCCGAUUUGGAACAGCCCGGAUCCGUAAUGUUCGACGGCGAGACGAUAGAAGGGGCGCCGCCCCUUUGGUGCGCCGCCGCCGCCGGCCACUUAGCCAUAGUAAAAUUGCUGAUCUUGCACGGCGCCAAAGUCAACACGACCACACGCACCAAUUCGACGCCGUUGAGGGCGGCCUGCUUCGACGGUCACUUGGACAUCGUCCAAUAUUUAGUACAGCACGGCGCCGACAUCGAAGUGGCCAACAGACACGGCCACACGUGCCUGAUGAUAGCCUGCUACAAAGGCCACCUGAAAAUAGCCAAAUACCUGUUAGGCUUGAACGCCGACGUCAACAAGAAGAGCGUCAAAGGUAAUACGGCGUUGCACGAUUGCGCCGAAUCCGGCAGCCUGGAAGCCUUGAAGCUGUUGCUCGAACACGGCGCCAAAAUGGACGUCGAUUCCUACGGCAUGACUCCUUUGAUGGCGGCCGCCGUGACGGGUCACAAGGAAAUCGUCGAGUACUUGAUUGAAAUUCCGGAUUUGGUAUCUCGAAGGGAAAGAAUCGACGCUUUGGAAUUGUUGGGGGCGACGCGCGUCGACCGGAAACGCGACAUGUUGGGCGCCAUCGAUUUGUGGAAGAGAGCUUUAAUGGAAAGAUAUUAUCAAGAUGGCGUCGGCGAGGCGAUACCGAAGCCGCAUGCGCAGAAAAUCGCCGCCUACGAUAACGUGACGGAAAUCGACGAUUUGGAAGGGCUGGAUGAUUUGUUGGCUGAUCCGGAUAGGAUGAGAAUGCAGGCAUUGGUGAUUAGAGAAAGGAUUUUGGGACCGGCUCAUCCGGAUACGAGUUAUUUUAUUAGAUACAGGGGCGCCGUGUACGCGGACGCCGGUAAAUUCGACCGGUGCAUCGAAUUGUGGAAUUACGCAUUGGACAUGCAACAAAAGGUCCUCGAAAGGCUCAAUCCGAUGACGCAAAGCAGCCUUUACGGUUUCACGGAGCUCUUUUCGUUUAUGAUGUGCGAAGAGGGCAAACAUCGAGGCGCUCGAGCGCUCGUCGUGCCAUCUGUCGAUGCUCGGGAGAUACUCAGGGUGUUCAAGAAGGCCGUCAAAGAGGUGGAGUCUGGUUCCGAAACAGUAGCGAAACUGACGAAAUCCAAAUCGGAAUCGGACUAUUUGACGCGAGUCAUGUUCAUCACGUUGCAUCUGGCUUGCCUGCUGACGAGGCUACUCGAUCAUCAAGUCAACGAUGACGAACGAAUGACGCAGGACAUUUACCGGGCCAUCUACGAUUUGGUGAAAUUAAAGGCGAAAGCCAAAGGGGGCAGGACCGUAUUGCAUUUGGCCUGUUGCAAGGAUACGGCCCUGUUCGGACGGUAUCCCGCCUGCGAAUUUCCCUCCACGCAUUUGACUAGGGUGCUGCUGAAAGUCGGCGCCGAUCCGAACGAACGGGACGACGACGGCAACGCCGCCCUCCAUUUGGCGGCGUCGUCGAAAGCGGAGGCGCCGCCGCCCGUCGAUUUGAUUCGUCUGUUGCUCGCAGAGGGCGCUCACAUCGACGCGACCAACGCCGAGGGCGCCACCUUCGCCGAUUUAUUGCAAGAUCAACCUGUCCAUAGAUACGUCAAUACCGUCGAGUAUACGAGACUGAGUUGCGCGUGCGCGCGCGUCAUCAGACAGUUCAAGAUACCGUAUAGGGGCGUGGUUCCGGCGCGACUCGAUUGUUUCAUCGCCAGCCAUUAGGAAAGUGUGUGUGUGUGUGUGUAUGAGAGAGAGAGAGAGAGAGAGAGAGAGAGAG